Ictidomys tridecemlineatus (thirteen-lined ground squirrel) is the source of this 2133-nucleotide messenger RNA. NCBI's taxonomy places the organism in Eukaryota, Metazoa, Chordata, Mammalia, Rodentia, Sciuridae. The record is from RefSeq and is a predicted model, not a curated record.
CUUAAAUGUUUUCUUGGAGCCUUAAAGAUGGAAAUGACAGAAAUGACUGGCAUGUCUCUGAAACGUGGGUGCCUUUCUAUGGAAGAUGAUGACAGUGCGGCCCCAACUGAAGAGAUAAAAAAACAGAAGGUCUCUGAAUGCUGUCUGACCAAAAGACCAGAUGGGCUGCAGAAUGACUGCUUACCCAAUAGAGAAAAUGUGCCUGGGCCACCAGAACCUGUAAGUGCCAAGAGAGGCAAAAUGACUUCUGAUGAUCAGUUGGAGGAAGAGGAAGAAGAGGAGGAAGAUGGCCUUUCAGAGGAGGGGGAGGAGGAAGAGGAAGCAGAGAGUUUUGCAGACAUGAUGAAACAUGGACUUACUGAACUUGAUGUAGGCAUCACUAAGUUUGUAAGUUCUCAUCAAGGAUUCUCGGGAAUUUUAAAAGAAAGAUACUCCGACUUUGUUGUUCAUGAAAUCGGAAAAGAUGGACAGAUCAGCCAUUUGGAUGACUUGUCUGUUCCGGUGGAUGAGGAGGAUCCUUCAGAAGAUGUAUUUACAAUUUUGACAGCUGAAGAAAAGCAGCAACUGGAAGAGCUCCAGCUUUUUAAAAAUAAGGAAACCAGUGUUGCCAUUGAGGUUAUUGAGGACACCAAAGAAAAAAGAACAAUCAUCCAUCAAGCUAUUAAGUCUCUGUUUCCAGGAUUAGAGACAAAAACAGAGGAUAGAGAAGGGAGGAAAUAUAUUGUAGCCUACCACGCAGCUGGAAAAAAGGCUUUGGCAAAGGUCAGAACUGCAGCAGAUCCAAGAAAACAUUCUUGGCCAAAAUCUAGGGGAAGUUACUGCCACUUUGUUCUGUAUAAGGAAAACAAAGAUACCAUGGAUGCUAUUAAUGUACUAUCCAAAUAUUUAAGAGUGAAGCCAAACAUCUUCUCUUAUAUGGGAACCAAAGAUAAAAGGGCUAUAACGGUUCAAGAAAUUGCUGUUCUUAAAAUAACUGCACAAAGACUUGCCCACCUGAAUAAAUGCUUGAUGAACUUUAAGCUAGGAAAUUUCAGCUAUCAGAAAAACCCUCUGAAAUUGGGAGAGCUUCAAGGGAAUCACUUCACUGUUGUUCUCAGAAAUAUAACAGGAACUGAUGACCAAGUACAACAAGCUAUGAACUCUCUCAAGGAGAUUGGAUUUAUUAACUACUAUGGAAUGCAAAGAUUUGGAACUACAGCUGUCCCUACAUAUCAAGUUGGGAGAGCUAUUUUACAAAAUUCCUGGACAGAAGUCAUGGAUUUAAUACUGAAACCCCGUUCUGGAGCUGAAAAGGGGUACUUGGUGAAAUGCAGGGAAGAAUGGGCGAAGACCAAGGACCCAGCUGCUGCCCUCAGAAAACUACCUGUCAAAAGGUGUGUGGAAGGGCAGCUGCUUCGAGGACUUUCAAAAUAUGGAAUGAAGAAUAUAGUCUCUGCAUUUGGCAUAAUACCAAGAAAUAAUCGUUUAAUGUAUAUUCAUAGCUAUCAGAGCUAUGUGUGGAAUAAUAUGGUGAGCAAGAGAAUAGAAGAUUAUGGGCUGAAACCUGUUCCAGGGGACCUUGUUCUUAAAGGAGCCACAGCCACCUAUAUUGAAGAAGAAGAUGUUGACAAUUACUCCAUUCAUGAUGUGGUAAUGCCCUUGCCUGGUUUUGAUAUUAUCUACCCAAAGCAUAAAAUUAGCGAAGCCUACAGGGAAAUGCUCACAGCAGACAAUCUUGAUAUUGACAACAUGAGACACAAAAUACGUGAUUACUCCUUAUCAGGGGCUUACCGAAAGAUCAUUAUUCGUCCUCAAAAUGUCAGUUGGGAAGUAGUUGCAUAUGAUGAUCCGAAAAUUCCACUUUUCAACACAGACGUAGACAACCUAGAAGGGAAACCACCACCAGUUUUUGCUUCUGAAGGCAAAUACAGGGCUCUCAAAAUGGAUUUUUCUCUCCCUCCUUCUACUUAUGCUACCAUGGCUAUUCGAGAAGUGCUAAAAAUGGAUACCAGCAUCAAGAACCAGACCCAGAUGAAUACAACCUGGCUGCGCUAAGUAGAACCUUAUCCACAGAUGAGAAAAUGCAGACAACUGUUUGCUUACUGACUUCCUAUUCAUUUAUCUCUUAAUACAGACCCAGAUAUGGAUUUUGAA